ACCUUUCUGAUUUGCUUUGCCCUGACCCAUCCGAGGCUGUGGUCCUGCUGUGGUGUGGGCUGUGAAUGACCCUUCUCUUGGUGAUUCCACUUUGGAAGAAAUCACAUUUCUUGCAGGAAAACAAGGGGCAUGCUAAGGUGUGGUGUUGGGGUUGCUCUUUUCUGUUGCAGUUUCCCCUUUCCCAUGGGGUUCUGGUGCAGCAGCCUGAGGUUGACCAAGAGGCUGCCCUCAUGUUGCAACUUUUCUCUUGGUUUGUGCUUGGCAAUUUGAAGGUUGUUAAGGGGAAAAGAUGAUUUGGAGGAAGGAAGAGGUGGGAGGAAUGGAGGAAGCUCGGUGGGUGGAAAGUUGUAUGGGGAUUCCCAGUCCUAUCCUGCAGCUGCAGGAAUUUCUGUUUUACAUGUGGACGCUGCUUGAAGCAGCUGAAUUUUCUUCAGUGUAAUCCACCUGUGUUGCUGAGCUGUUCCUGAAGAGCUGAUCAGAAGAGCAGCUGCUGGCAGCUCGAUCCCUAUCCCUUUACUGCGCUGAUGUUAUAAAAUAAAUAAAACCCCCUCAAAGCACACAUCCACUUCUUGCCAGGAGGGCUGGGCUGGGGGCAUGAUGCUGCUCGAGAGGGAGAGGAGGGGAGCAAGCAGCAGUGUUGGGAUAUUUUCAAAGCCACAUGGCUGCAGGAUGUGGGGAAAGUGUGAAAUGCAGCACUGUUGACAGAUGCCCCAGUGCAGAACUGGUGGCUGCUCUGCAGGACCAGCUCUGGUGUGUGGCUGCUUUCUGUGGAGGACAGGGUGGCUGGGUGCUGUGGGGGCUCUUCCAUCCCAUAGUGCCCUGUCAGUGAGCACCUUCACUGCUGGGGAAAGGGGGGUUCACUGGCUUGGGUUUGGUCAGUCAAAGUUAUGAUCUGGGGAUGAAGAAGGGGAUGACAUACAUUGUUUCCUCUCCCAGCCCCUCCUGGGCUACAGGGAAGAAGAUGGAUUGACCUUUGGGACAUCACCUUGUUUGGUGGCACCAUAUGAAGGAAAUCUCAUCAGAAGGUCACCUCUGAGCUUCCAGAUCACCCAAGGGCAGAAUAUUACCACAGUUUCCGUUGGCUCCUUCCGCAAAGGCUAUAUUAGCACUAAGUGAGAACGCGAGUGGGAGAGAAAACCCAGCAGGUUGCACCUACCCUUGGCCCCAAGAGCACACCAGAGAGGCCACCGGCUGCAGGAUGAGUUGGGGCCAACGCUGUGUGCUACACCACGCACACUGGCAGUUAUGAAGACACCACUUGCCAAGUCCUUGCUGAGAACCUGCUGCUCAUUUGCCUGAAGUUCAUCUUUUCCCCAGAUGCAAAUGCUGUCAACUCCGGUUCCACCAAGUUAGUAACAGGGCACCUUGUGCUGGAGACCCUCUGCUUCCCCAGGAGAGAACCUCCAGCAGGGGCAGGCGUGCUGCUGCUGACAUGGAGGCCCCACUCCCUGGUCUCUUCCUGCUUCUGGUCCUCCUGGCAUUGGGAUGGGGAAGCAGGGCAGUCACAGCCUGGGCAACAUCUUCUGGCAGCUGCAAGCUUGUGCAGAGCACCAUGGACUGCACUGGAAGAUGGCUCAGCUCUGUCCCAGGAGAUGUUCAAGGCGAUACCGAGGAGCUGUUGCUUGAUGACAACACUAUUCAGGUUCUGGGCAAUGAGUCUCUGCUCUUGUACCACCAGCUGCGGUGUCUCAGCUUGACCAAGAACCGGCUGGAGCUCAUUGAGCCUGGUGCCUUCCUCAGCAGCCAAGGCCUCCAUGUGCUCUCCUUGGCAGACAACCUUCUCUUCACCAACUACUCACUGACAGCAGCUGCUUUUUCUGCUCUGCCAGCUUUGAGGAUGCUGGAUCUAUCUGGAAACCACCUCACUGAGGACAUGGUAUCAGUUUUGGUCUGCAACCUGUCUUCCCUGGAGUCCUUGUCAGUGGCCAGGAACAUCAUCAUGAGGUUGGACUCAUCCAUCUUCACGAACCUGACACAGCUGUUGGAGCUGAACCUGGAGAAGAACUACAUCUUUGAGAUUGAUGAAGCUUUCACAGGGCUGCAGCGGCUGCAGAAGCUCAAUGUAGCUUACAACUACCUCCCGUGUGUAGUAGAGUUUGGGCUGACCCAGCUCAGGGUGCUCAAUGUCAGCAACAAUGUCAUUGAGUGGUUUCUGGCCCUGGAAAGUGAUGACCUUUUUGAGCUGGAGGUGCUGGACCUAUCCCACAACCACCUCCUCUUCUUCCCUGUGUUGCCGUGGCAAAGCAAGCUGCACUCCUUGCUGCUGAAGGACAAUGAGAUGAGCUUCUACCAACGUCUUCCCAAUGGCACAUCCCUGGCAGAUGUUACAGUACAGUUCCUGCUCGUUGAUGGCAACUCCACCAACAUCACAACGGUCAGCCUCUGGGAUGAGAUCUGCCACAGCAACCUCUCCUCCCUGCGCCUUCUAGACAUGAGCUGGAAUCAGCUCUGGUACCUGCCAGAGGGUUUCCUGGCCCAGAUGCCUUCCCUGACCCACCUGAAGCUCAACCAGAACUGCCUGGAGAUGUUUCACCUGUCUGAGAGGGACCCUUUACCCAUGCUGACAGAGCUGGACCUCAGCCAGAACAGGCUGGUGGAGCUGGGGGUGGAGGUGGGUGCCAGGGAUGUCCUGCCCAACCUGCAGCUCUUCAACCUCAGCACCAACAAGCUGCGGACGCUUCCUCCUGGGGUUUUCACCUACACCAGAAAGAUCACUACUGUGGACCUCAGCCACAACCAGGUUGAACUCUGUCCCCAGCCUGUUGUUGCAGGUGAGGCAAAGAGUCCCCCCUGUGUGGACAUCAGGGGUGUCAAGACCUUGACUCAUCUCUCCUUGGCUGGCUGUGGUCUGAGGGGACUAGGUGGUCACCCCUUCCAGGGAACACUGCUGAUGCAUUUGGACCUCUCCGACAACCAUCAGGUACUGUCCGGGGAGCUGGGGUGGCUGCAGGACCUUGCUCUGACACUGCAGGUGUUGUCUCUGAGGAACACCAGUCUCUCCUCUACCACUGUGGACUUCUCUGCCUUUAGCAGCCUUGUGCACUUGGACCUUUCGGGGAAUUCCUUGACUGCCUUCCCCACCUCACUGGGUGCCCUGAAACUGCGCAGCCUGAACCUGCGGAACAACUACCUCCCGGCUCUGCCAAAGGACAUGGUGCAGGCACCACUGGGGAAGAGCCUGCGGGAGGUCUACCUCAGCCAGAACCCCUACAACUGCUGCACGCUGGGCUGGUGGGACUCCCUGCAGCGGGUCGAGGGCUUGUGUGUCCCUGACGGGCAAGAGGUGACCUGCAGCUAUGCCUCCCGCACGCUGAGCCCCAGGGCACUGCCCGAGCCCGUCCUGCGGAGCUGCCGUUGGCAGACGGCUGAUCUGGCUCUGCUCUACCUGGUGCUGGCCCUGCCCACCUGCCUGACGCUCCUGGUGGCCUUUGCCAUCGUCUUCCUCACACUCAAGCCAAAGCUGCUGAAAAUGGUUAAAACUCGGUGCGGGGUGUCCAGCUCUUGCUGAUGGCUGAGGAGUAGGAGGAGGAAGGGCUCAGGAAUGCUGCAUGCAAGUGAGUUGUCAGGAUUGCAGGCAGUAGCCCCUCCAAGGUGGGUGAGUUGGAGUCAUGAUGGAUGGAGCAUCCAGGGGUGCAGGGAGAACUACUGUUCCUGCUACGGAUUCCGUAAGGGUACCUGAAGGGUGUGGGGCCAUGUCUGGUGAUGCAGCCUGAGGCCAUGCUGAACAUUCUCCAACCAUCAGCUGAUGUUGGCAAGAGUCAGAAUCAGAGAAUCAAAUUGUUUGGGUUGGAAAGGACCUUAAAGCUCCUCCAGUUCCAACCCCCUGCCAUGGGCAGGGACACCUUCCACUAGACCAGGUUGCUCCAAGCCCUGUCCAGCCUGGCCUUGAACACUGCCAGGGAUGGGGCAGCCACAGCUUCUCUGGGCAGCCUGUGCCAGUGUCUCACCACCCUCACAGGGAAGAAUUUCUUCCUAGAAUCUAAACUAAAUCUCCCUUCUUGUCAGUUUAAAGCCAUUCCCCCUUGUCCUAUCACUACAGGCCCAAGUAAAUAAGUCCCUCUUCAGAUUUCUUGUUGGUCCCUUUAGGCACUGGGAGCUGCUCUAAGGUCUCCCUGGAGCCCUCUCUUCUCCAGGCUGAACAAGCCCAGCUCUCUCAGCCUAUCAAGUUGAGCAGACAUGACACCAAACACCUCUUGGGCAAAGUGGCAUGGACAGUUUCCCCCAAACAUGUUCCCCCACCCUCCCUCAGGCUGUUUGUUUUAUUUAUUCACCCCAGUAGCCAGCUCCCUAUUGCAAAACAUCCUCCAGGUCUGCAAACAGCCUCCAUGAAUUGCUCUGGGCUGGAGCUGCACCACCAGGGCGCUACAGAGAAGGGUUCUGUGGCCACAGCUCCAGCAAGCACACAGGCAGCCCUGGGUCACCCCAGUGUGUGUGCCGAUAAGACAGGUGUUGUCAGCAGGGCUGAAAGAUGUGUUUUGGGGUGUGUUGCUUGGUUAAGUCACAAUUCCAGUUAGAAAAGCCCAUUAAAAAUAGGCCAAGCUGCAACAGUGUAAAAUACUGAUCAAAAGACAGUAGAGUAAGUUAAAUCACUUGCAGUA
This is a messenger RNA of Pezoporus occidentalis (night parrot), 4598 nucleotides long. It is a transcript of the gene NRROS, whose product is annotated as negative regulator of reactive oxygen species. The transcript has 5 exons. Gene Ontology annotation, cellular component: extracellular matrix. Gene Ontology annotation, molecular function: protein binding. Bases 1433 to 3508 code for a protein of 691 amino acids. The record is from RefSeq and is a predicted model, not a curated record. Lineage: Eukaryota; Metazoa; Chordata; Aves; Psittaciformes; Psittacidae.